AUAAAUAAUUCACGGCAAACUGAAAACUCUCCCAUUCCCGAAAAACCCUCAUUUGACUCCGGCCACCACCAAGCUGCUGCCGUAACGCUGCACACUUGCCACCACUCGUUAUCUUCAUCUUCAACUCACAAGUACUUGCAUUGCUGUUCGAACACACGAUUGGUUAGGUAUGGAGGAUUUGGCGUCUGAAUGCAAGAAAAAAAUGGCAAUAUUUAGACUUCAAGAACUUAAGGAUGUCCUCAGCCAACUUGGUCUUCCAAAGACAGGGAAAAAGCAGGAUCUUACGGAGAGGAUACUGACUUUGCUUUCCGACGCAGAAGCAUCAGGUAGUCAUGGCCAUGGUUCGCGAAAGAAAAAAGAUAUACAUAAGGAGGAUGUGGCAAAGACAAUUGAUGACGUUUACAGAAAAAUGGCAAAUGCUCCAGUCGCUGGUGGACAAACCGUCUCUGACAGUAGCAGCAUUUCACCUAAAAUGGAGAUUGUGGAUCAGAAAGUUCGUUGUCCAUGUGGCAGUCCACUGAAAACAGAGUUCAUGAUUCAGUGUGCAGAUUCACAAUGUAAUGUUUUGCAACACAUUCCCUGUGUUAUUAUCCCCGUGGAGUCUACCGAGGAAGCUUCACCUGCUCCUUCCCAGCAUUAUUGCGAGAUUUGUCGUGUCAAUAGAUGUGACCCAUUUUGGACCACUUUGGCGAACCCGUUAAAUCCGGUGAAGCUUCUUGCCUCAACUAUAACGGAUGACGUUUCAACUCCAGUACAGGUAUUGGAAACAAGCUUCCAAAUUACUAGAGCUGAUGUACAUUUGCUGGAGAAAGCAGGAAUUGAUGUACAGGCUUGGUGCAUGCUUCUAAACGACAGUGUUCAAUUCAGGAUGCAAUGGCCUUGCUAUCCUGAUCUAAAAGUCAAUGGAAUCCCUGUCAAGACAAUCAAUCGACCUGGAUCAAAGAAGCUUGGUGCCAAUGGUCGUGAUGACGGUCCAUCAAUCUCAGUGUUUCUAGUGGAGGGAUUUAACAAGAUCUCUUUAUCCGGUACUGAUGAUCGAACCUUUUGCUUAGGUGUCAGAUUAGUUAAGCAAAGAACCGUUCCACAGGUUAUUAACAUGAUUCCUGGUGAAGAAGAAGGUGAAUCCUUCACUGAAGCUGUUGCUCGUGUUUGUCGUUGCAUUGGUGGCGGAAUGACUGCUGCUAAUGAUGAUAGUGACAGUGAUUUAGAAGUUAUUGCAGAUAAUGUCACUAUUAAUCUUCGUUGCCCAAUGAGUGGAUGUCGAAUGAAAACGGCUGCUAGAUUUAAAGGAUGCGUUCAUCUUGGUUGUUUUGAUCUCCAUACUCUUGUUCAAAUUAACCAACGGUCUAGAAAGUGGCAAUGCCCCAUUUGUUUAAAGAACCAUUCAUUGGAGGACAUUAUCGUUGAUCCCUAUUUAAAUCGUAUUGUUAAGAUGAUGCAACCUUGUGAUGAAGAUGUAACCGAGAUCGAAGUGAAAUCCGACGGUUCAUGGCGUGUGAAAAUCGGACGCCCGUUUAUGGAUCUCGAAAGAUGGCACAUUUCAGAUGGAUCUUUGUGUGCUUCCGAAGCGAAACCCGGUUCCAGUAUCGCGGUUUCCGGUGAAAAAAGUGAACACCGGUCAGCAAACGGGAACGAGAACGGGGUCUCAGAAUAUAUGAUAGAUGGCGCGCAAGAGAUAAUCUCAAUGAGCCAUAGUUCUUCUGAUAACAUGCAACAAGACGAGAGUCACGAGAUACAGAGUGUCAACCAUGAUGUUAUGAUGGAUUCUGUACCGUACAAUCAUAACCCAACAUCUGGUAUCACUAACAGAAGCUCUUCAUCGUCAUUAGGAGAGCAAAACAUCAUCGUUCUUAGUGAUUCCGACGAAGAAAACUUUGAUAUGGUUUCCGAAACACCCGGCCCACCGGACCCGCCCACUGCUAGUUUUAGUUCACACACUGCUAAUCCUGAAACCCUUGAUAUGCACAUUGAAGAUGUUGUAUUUCCAGCUGCGUCAGAAGUUCCUAACGAGGAAGCUGAAUCUAGUCAUAAGAAUAAUAACAAACGUUUAGGUGGCCCAGGUGGGCCAAGUGGCCCGUUCACAUUUCCCCGUCAGCCCAGAUCUGUAAGAAGACAUCAUGGAACAAAAAUUGCACCAGGAAACGAAAAGGUGACUAAUGGCUGAAUUCUUGAAGGCAGUGCAAUGUAAUUUAAGUGAAGCUGCAAUUUGAAAAGGAUAGUUGUGGUAUGUUACAAAUGGAUUACAGUUGGUAUAGAACUAUAGAUUCAUCUCUUUUUGGUAAGUCAGUAGAAAGAAUCUAUAAAUUUUGUUGUCUGGAUAGUUCUGUAAAUCCUAAUACCAUCUUGUAUAGAUAUUGUACACCUAUCCUGACAUAGGUUAUGGUUUUUUUUUUUUU
Molecule: messenger RNA, 2396 nt
Organism: Helianthus annuus (common sunflower)
Lineage: Eukaryota; Viridiplantae; Streptophyta; Magnoliopsida; Asterales; Asteraceae
Product: E3 SUMO-protein ligase SIZ1
Exons: 18
Coding region: 170-2164 (664 amino acids)
Biological process (GO): protein sumoylation
Molecular function (GO): zinc ion binding; SUMO ligase activity
Source: RefSeq, a predicted model, not a curated record